UCUCGCAUCUUCACGGAGGCAAAGAUGUUGGCAAGGGCAAAAGCUCGUGCUCUUUCUCUCAACAUAUGUAGAGAGAGAAAGUGCUGCAGAAAGGAAAAGCAAGAAAACUAAUCUGGGAGAGCGCAUUCUACAGAGAGAGAGAGAGAGAGAGAGAGAGAGUUGGGCAAUUGUAGUGAGAGAGGGAGAAUGGGUGACUAUCACUUUGUAUACAAGGACGUGGAGGGGACGAGCACGCAGUGGGAUGAUAUACAGAGGAAGCUUGGGAACCUGCCACCAAAGCCUGCACCUUUCAAGCCUCCGGCAUGGACCCCUGCUGAAGAAGACGAUGGACUCAAACCUAAAAACAGAGAUUGGAUUGAUUCGAAGACCCAAGAGGAGUUGGAGGACUUGGAAGAUGAUCGAGAUCUCGAUGACGAUCGAUUCCUCGAAGAAUACAGAAAGAAAAGGCUUGCUGAGAUGAUGGAGAGUGCAAGAAAGCCACGGUUUGGUUCAGUAAUUCCAAUUGUGGGGCCAGAGUUUGUGCGGGAGGUCUCGCAAGCUCCGCCAGAUAUCUGGGUACUGGUGCUCCUUUACAAAGAAGGAAUACCAGAGUGUGUCAUUCUUUUACGCUGCUUGGAAGAACUAGCCACAAAAUAUCCAGCAACAAAAUUUGUUAAAAUAAUAUCUACAGACUGCAUUCCAAACUAUCCCGAUCGUAAUCUUCCAACUCUAUUGGUGUACAAUAACAGCAAUGUCAAGGCAAACUAUGUGGGUCUGCAUCAUUUUGGUUCCCAUAGGUGCACACCAGAAGCUGUGGCAUUGACUUUAUGCCAAUCGGAUCCUGUGCUUAAUGAUUCACAAAGUGGCAAGGACUCUUCAAAGGAAAAUGUGAUAGAACGAGUCCGCAAGGGUUUUAUAGAGAAGGUUAUUGCACAACAUGAGGAAGAUGAUGAUGAGUAUGCUAGUGACUGAAGUUUUUUUCUUUUUCUUUCUUCCGAAGUCUUCCUUGUUUGACAUCGUAUGUUUAUAGGCCAAUUGAAUUGAUUUUAUGUGGUCAGGGUGCGAACUUUAUUGGUGUUGAUAACUAACUGAUGAUCUUUGUGUAUCAGUUCGCUUCUUCAUGCCUUUUUUUUUUUUUUUGACAAGGUUGCCAGAAUAGGCAUUUUUUCUUGGUGUAAUAUUUGCAUGAAUAUUAUUACCAAUGAGUGAGUAAAUCAUCAUAACCCACGUGAUUAGGGUUCAUUU
Messenger RNA from Amborella trichopoda, 1224 nucleotides. Its product is annotated as Thioredoxin superfamily protein. The record is from RefSeq and is a predicted model, not a curated record. Gene Ontology annotation, biological process: protein folding. NCBI's taxonomy places the organism in Eukaryota, Viridiplantae, Streptophyta, Magnoliopsida, Amborellales, Amborellaceae. Gene Ontology annotation, cellular component: cytoplasm.